Molecule: messenger RNA, 2967 nt
Organism: Schistocerca cancellata (South American locust)
Lineage: Eukaryota; Metazoa; Arthropoda; Insecta; Orthoptera; Acrididae
Exons: 10
Coding region: 307-2967 (886 amino acids)
Source: RefSeq, a predicted model, not a curated record
CAAUUGCAGCAGCAACAACUGCAACAACAACAGCAGCAGCAGCAGCAGCAGCAGCAGCAGCAGCAACUGCAACAGCAGCAGCAGCAUCAACUGCAACAACAGCAGCAGCAACUGCAUCAACAACAGCAGCAGCAGCAGCAACAGUUGCAACAACAGCAGCAGCAGCAGCAGCAGCAGCAGCAGCAGUUGCAACAACAGCAGCAACAACUGCAACAACAGGCACCACCGCAACAACCACAACAGCAACAGCAAGUUUCACAGCCGCAACAGCACCAUAGAAGAACACCACACAUCACAGUAACGACAAUGGCAUCAGGCCGUACCGUCGGGAGUAAUACCGUGACGUCAGUGGUGGCGGGGUCUUGCGGACCACGGGCUCACACUGCGACUGUGUCGGUGACGACGGCAGACACACCACACCAGCAGUCGGCGGCGUCCUCUGGGCAGGGCCAUGCACAGGCCAAGUCGCCCCUGGAGAUGGUGCAGAGUGUCGUCAGCUCCAUACAGCAGAAAAUGCCUGUAUCACAGGUGCCACAGCAGGUAAAACAUCAACACCAACAGCAACAGCAGCAGCAGCAGCAACAACAUCAUCAGCAACCUCAACAGCAGCUACUCAGUCAGCAACAACAGCAGCAGCUCCUCAGUCAACAACAAUUACAGCUUCAGCUCAGCCAGCAACACCAGCAGCAGCAGCAGCAGCAGCAACAGCAACAACAACAACAACAUCUGGCACAGCAACAGCACCAGCAGGCACACCAGUCUCAGCAACAGCAGCAUCAACAACAGCAGCUGAGUCAGCAACAGCAACAGCAGCAACAACAACAACAACAACAGCAGCAGCAGCAGCAACAACAACAACAACACCAACAACAGCAGCAGCAGCAGCAGCUGACUCCGGGCCACAUCCUGGUGUCGAGCUGUGGCGGGCAGCUGUUGGUGGCCAACACUGGGGCCGUCAUGGGAAAGCCAGUUCUCACCAGCAUGUCUAGCGGUGCUGUCACUCAGGUGAUCCCUACUGCGGUCGGAGUUCCGGCGACGGUGCUGGUGAACGCACUGCCGGCGCCACUGCUGCUGCAGCCGGGCGUGGUGGCGGUGGACGGCACGACGGCAGUGCAGAUCCCGCACCUCGUGGCGGCCGCGGGCGGCGUCCUGCAGCAGCCCACCUCGGCUGCCGACCUGUUCCAGCCCCACCAGCAGCACCUGCCGCAGCAUGGCCACCACCACCAGCAGCAACAGCACCACCAGCACCAGCACCACCGAGUCGCCACGUCGGUCGCUUCUGUGCACCACGGUCACCACACCGUCAGCGCGCAGGCUACGCUCCCGCAACGCAAGGCUGGCGGCAAGAGGCGCAAGGUGCCUCCGCAGACUGUCGCGUCGAUGCUGCACGUUGCGCAGCAGCAGCAGCAGCAGCAGCAACAGCAGCAGCAGCAACAGCUGCAGGGAUACCAGCCCGGAGCGAUGCUGACGAUUGUGCCGGGGAAGGGUGGCGCACCUGCGCAGAUCGUGGUGGGCGGUGCUCCGCCCUCACACUCGCACGCGCCUGCGAGCGCAGCUCCCGGGCAGCAGCCGUCUACCGGCCCACAGGCGGCGCAGCCCCCACCUCCGCCACCACCGCAGCCGCAGCCGUCACCUAUCAACCUGCUGCAGCCCGUCAGUGUGGUGCAGAACUUCCAGCCGGCCUUCCAGCAGUUCAUCGUUCCGGGUCUGGGCGGCAUGGUGAUGGCCGCCGAUGGCACCGCUGCCCUGUUGCCUGAUGCCGGAGUCCAGCUGCAGGGGGUGCUGCCACCGCAGCCUUUCGCCGGGGCGACUGCGGGCGGUCUGGUCAUUCGAGCGACCGGAGUAGGCCAGGCGGGUGUCGGCGCCCAGGCGACUGCCGGCAAGUUCUUGUCGCCGGCUCCCCCGCAGUUCCUGGUCAACGGAAAUGCCUUCAGUGGACAGCUCAGCCCACUGGUGGCAGCUGGCGUCAGCCCCACACAGCACCACCAGGUGACGUUCCAGACGACGGCACAGCCGCAGGUGAGGCCAGAGUUCCUGCAGUGUGCGACAGUACAGCAGACGCAGGCGCAGCAGGCGGGCACAGUGCACGCACAGCACCAGCAGCAGCCGCAGCAGCAGGUGCCGCAGUCGCAGGCGCAGCAGUGCAGCGCCACAGUGGUGCAGCACAACACGACGAUAGUGCAGCAGCAGACGACGAUGGUGGCGUCCAGCCGCGGGCAGCUGCAAGUGGCGGGCCAGCAGCAGUCACAGCCACAGACAGUCACCUUCCAGCCGCGCCCGCCGGCACCUGCCACGAAGCAGUCGGUUUCGACGCAGACUGCGGGAGCAUCGUGCCAGGGCCCGGUGCGCUCGUCGCCGCCCUGUGGGAGCGGCCAGCUGCAGCCGGCUCCUGCACCCGCGCCCACGCUGCUGCUGCUGUCGGGAGGACCGGGCCCGCCCCCGGACACCACAACCCACAGCCCGUCCUCUGGCCCCCAGCCGUCUGCCGCCGACACCACUACCGAAGGGCUGGCGUCACCCUGCCCCGGACAGGGCGUCGCUGUCGCGUCCUCGAGUGGCACGGACGUAUCUGGCAUGCCCAUGGUGCACUGCGUGUCCUCGAGUAACGAGCAGGAACCUGCCGGGUACCAGGUAACCCCUGGCUCGGCCGCCAAGUACCCUCGCCCCGAUUCGUAUGCCGAGCCGCAGCCGCAGCACUACUGGCAACAGACCCAGCAGAGCGCCGCUACGGGGCGCAGGAAGGCCGCCGACGGACACCGCCACGGCGGCCCAGAGGGACUGGGUAGAAACAACUGGCCAAGCCAGCUAGUUAAAACAACAGAAGCUGUUGCAUCAACUGCAGACUCUUCAGCAUCACUUACUCAAUCAAAUGUGGUGGAGUAUACAACUCCAGUUACUGCAACACCAGGCAGCUCGGCAACUCCUCCGACUGCACGGAGCAAGAAGGCACCUCAACAGCGACCUUGA